AUGACAAGAAUUCAAAAGCUUAAACAGUCACCGUUCAAGGGGAUGUUUAAAUUGCAGUAAAGGCAACAAAAUGAUUCUUUCCACAUACGCGAGUGAGGCUUCAACAGACUGUCGGUCACUGCACCCGCAGAUCAUUGACAAUUUGGACUAAUGUGAUCACAAGUGCCCGUUCACCCAAGAUUACAAGGCACAAUGUGACAAACGGAUCCAUUCCAUUCUGGGACAUGGAUGAUAUUGUGGACCAUACCAUCCAAUCUGUGUUUUGCUGCUGCUGCUGUUCUGUUCAAAAGCGUGCAGUCACAACUCAGAUGAGCUUGGAGGACAAUGAUCUCAUGGAUGAAUAUCCCCUGAAUGAUCGCCAGCCAUCGUAUCCUUCAAACGUUUACCGAGUAAACAGGACGGUAGGGGUCCCAUCAAGAAGGAAGCCACCGCCACCUCCUCCUGCUGAUGAUGAGGAUGGCGGGGAGACCACUGUGAUCGCUCUCUAUGACUUCUGUGCCCAGGAGCCCACUGAUCUGAGUGUCAGGAGGUACGAAGAAUACACUAUACUUCAGAAACAUGACCCUCAUUGGUGGAAGGCAAGAGACAAGAAUGGAAACGAAGGAUUCAUUCCAAGCAACUAUGUGACUGAGAAGAAAGCUAAUAAUAUAGAGGCAUUUGAGUGGUAUUGUAAAAAUAUCACAAGAAGCAAAGCAGAGCAGCUUCUUCGGCAAGAGGGUAAGGAAGGGGCCUUUAUUGUCAGAGACUCCAGCCAGCCUGGAAUUUAUACUGUAUCUGUUUUCACCAAAGCUGGAGGAGAUCAAAAUGGAUCAGUCAGACAUUACCACAUUAAACAGACACAAACAUCACAUAGGCAGUACUAUGUGGCGGAGAAACACCUGUUUGAUACAAUUCCUGAGCUCAUUGAAUAUCAUGAACACAAUGCAGCAGGCCUCAUCACAAGAUUCCGAUAUCCUGUUGGAUUAAUGGGAAUGUGCAUUCCUGCUACAGCUGGCUUCAGCUAUGAAAAAUGGGAGAUCAACACAUCAGAGCUGACUUUUAUGAAGGAACUGGGCAGUGGACAAUUUGGGAUGGUGCGUCUAGGAAAAUGGAGAGCUACGCAUAAAGUAGCAAUCAAAACCAUUUUUGAAGGUGCCAUGUCAGAAGAGGAUUUCAUUGAGGAAGCUAAGGUUAUGAUGAGAUUAUCUCACCCAAAUCUGGUUCAACUUUAUGGGGUCUGCACACAACAAAAGCCAAUUUGUAUAGUUACUGAGUUCAUGGAAAAUGGCUGCCUACUCAAUUAUAUGAGACAGAGACAAGGCCGGCUGAACAAAGAUGCCUUACUAGGUAUUUGUGAGGAUGUGUGUGAAGGGAUGGCAUAUCUUGAGAGGAACCAUUUCAUUCACCGAGACCUGGCUGCCAGAAACUGCUUGGUCAGUGACAAGAAUGUGGUCAAGGUAUCUGAUUUUGGAAUGGCCAGGUAUGUCCUUGAUGAUGAAUACACCAGCUCCACAGGCUGCAAGUUUCCUGUGAAAUGGUCACCACCUGAGGUCUUCCACUUUUCUAAAUUCAGCAGUAAAUCAGAUGUCUGGUCAUUUGGUGUUUUUAUGUGGGAAGUUUAUACUGAAGGUAGAAUACCCUUUGAGAAUAAAUCAAACACUGAGGUCGUUAAUGAGAUUUCACGAGGACAACGGCUUUACCGGCCAUCCCUUGCAUCAACUAUUGUGUAUCAGAUCAUGUACAGCUGCUGGCAUGAGAAACCAGAUGGGCGACCAAGCUUUCAUGAGUUAUUGGACUUAAUCAAAGAAGUUGCAUUGAACGAUCAUAAGUAAAUAGCCUUCGCACAUGCUCAAAAUGCUGGAUUUGAAUGAUAAGAUACUGAAAAUCCUCAGGAAAUUGUCCAAGCAAGUGCUGCAUCUGUUGGUGUUUUAUCGGCAACAUUCUGCAACAAAAAUCAAGUGCUUUGAAUCUCAGAAGAUUAUUUUUGAUUUUCCUGUCAGAUCAACCAGCAUUCAAGUGCAAUAUUAACAAAAGUUUCAGAAUAAGUUACAAGAAAAUCCCAAGUUGAACUGUAUUAAGUGUGUUAUUUUUGUUUAUAAUACUAUAUUUUUUUAGAAACAUACAGUAUGCCUAAGGGAUGCAUCAGACAUAUGGUAUAAAUGCUCUUUGUAAGUUAUAUUUAUGUUCACAUUUGCAUGGUUAUAUUAUGUUGUGCUGUUAUGUUUACUUAACUAAGUUUUGAAAUGCGCACCAGAGUGACUUUUUAAAAAUAACUCAGUUACUAUUGGGGUCACAUAGUUGCCAAAGAGUUUAUGUAGAUAAAGCUGGACUUUACUGAAUUUAAUAAAAUUAUUUUUAGAUAUAAUUACCGUGAUAACUUAAAAUCAUGAAGAAACAGACAUGAGGAAGGUACAUGAAAAUUAAUAGUGCAGGAAGCCUCAUUUGGAAAAAUUCGAGUUUGCGCUGUUCCUUCCAGCUAACACCAGUAAAGUGGUGUAAUCAUUAAUAUUAAUAAGGAACAACCGAAAUAUGUUCACCGCAUCCAAUCAAAGAAAAGCUUUAAAACAUUCAUUAGUUAAAAGGGAAAUUUUUCAGAUAAAACAAAUAAAAACAUGGUUAUAUUAAGAUAGAUUAAUUUGGGUCUGUGCACAAUGAUUUUGAUAUCCUUUUGGUGAUUAGUGAGCAUUUUAGGACUGAAAUGAACUUGUUUCACUGAUAGGGUCAUAACUGUAGCAUAAGUUUAUGAAGCAACAAACCAUCUGCUGAAGGAACUCAAUGGGUCGAGCAGCAUCUGUGGGGGAAAAGGAAUUGUUGACAUUUUGGAUCCUGAUGUAGUACUUCAACCCAAAGCAUUAACAUUUCUGGCCUUUCCAUAUAUGUUUGCUGCAUGGCCCACUGAGUUUCUCCAGUAGUUUGCUUGUUGCUCCUGAUUCCAGCAUCUAAUGUCUCUCAAGUCGUAAACUUAUGGUCUGGACCUUACAAGGAAAUGGUGGCAUUUAUCUGUAUAAAUGCCAGUAAGCUUAGGUUUUCCACAUGUGUUCAUAAAUCCAGAUGACUGAAGUUUGCUACAAGACAAAUGCUAUCACCUCCCCAACAAUGAUCUGAAACUGGACUUGCAGCAAUAUCCAGCAAGGCAGCUUGAACUUGCAGCAAUUCCCCAGCACUAUUACUAAGAAAUCCACUUGAAGAAAUGGAGGCCAGAGAGGCUGAGGUGGUAAAAUUUUGAUAAGUUUCAAUUAUAUUUUUAAAGACACUUCCAAGCAUUCGGUCCUUUUAGAAUGUUUAUGACAGUUACAUUUAAUAGCUUGAUGAAUAUUUUCUCAUUUUCAGAAUUAUUCAGAAACAUUUAUAUCCUUUUAAAUCCAAUGCACAUAGCAAUGUUAGCUACUGGGCAGUAUGAUUGAAAUCACCAGUCUGGUAGUUGUAACCAUUUCUGGGCUUGAUGGCAUCCAAGCACUUCUUAGGCACAAGAGAGUUUGCAGAUGCUGGAAAUCUUGAGCAAAACAUACAAGGUUCUGGAGGAACUCAACAAGUCAGGCAGCAUCUACAGAGGGGAAUAAACAAUCAAUCUUUUUGGUCAAGACCCUUCAACAGGACUGGAAAGGAAGGGGGCAGAAGCAGACUAAGAUGGGGGAGGGGAGGUGGUACAAGGGUCUUCCAUGUCAGGGACACUCAUAAGGCAGAGGUUACUGUCGACCAUGUUAUCUUAAGGUGUCUGUCACAGGGCAUCCCCAGCAGGGCAUGAGCAUAUUCCUCCACUCUUACAGAGGGUGCUGGAAUCUCUAGAAUUCACUACCCCAUUGAGCUGGGGAGAUUAGAUCAUUCAAAGUAUUUAAAGAGAGUAAAUAUAGUUCAGAGGAUUGAGGGCAAUGAGGAACUAGCACAAAAGAGGAGUUGAGGCCAGUAUAGACCAGCAAUUAUCAUAUUGAAUGGUGAGACAGGUGACCUACUCCUUCCCUAAAGCAUCAUGCCUUCUCAUCUGAACGGCAUCCUCGAAUUUCCUGUAUGCUUUUUGACACCCGAAUCUUUGUUGCCUCUCCUAUUGCCCUCUUCCCUUAUACUGGGGGCCACACUUAAUCCCACACCCAUCCUGAUUUCGACACUCCUGAUCUCCAACCUGCCUUGCAUUUCCUCACAAAAUGCAGACCAAAAUGUGAACUUCCCUAGUCUUCAUUUCCUUUCUGAUGCCAUUCCUGAUAAGGGUGCAUUAUAGCAGCGUUAGAAACAACAGCAGAUAUGAGACAUUCAGCCCUUUAAACCCAGUCUACCACUUGUCAAUUUCAUAUCUGAUCAAAUACUACUUUUCCCAGUUCCCUUGAUCCCCUUAACAUCCAGAAUUGUAUAGAUCCCUGGUUUGAACAAUUCCAUAACUGAGACUCCACAGCCCUUCUACAACUCAAACAAUUCACCACUUUCUAAGUGGAGAAACUCCAAAUUGGUCCUAAUUGACCAUCAUCUAUACUGAGACUGCGAUCUAUGAUGCUAAACAUCCUUCUUGCUUCCGAGCCUGUUGAGCCCUUCUGUAGUGUUCACUGAGAUUACCGCUUAUUCUGGAAAUAUUCUACCGAAUACAGGCCUGGUCUAUUCAAUCCCUCUUUGUAUGGUGACCCACUAUCACUGGAACCAGGCCUGUGAGGUUUCACCAUAAUCCCUUUAUGGCAAAUCUAUCGUCUUUUGUGUGAGAGAACCAAACUAGACACAAUGUGGUCUCAUUUGGACCCAAUCUAACUUCUGUAAGGCUGUUUGUAUUCAAGUUGUCUUGCAAUGAAAAGUAACACAACAUUUGCCCAGGCAACACACACAAAAUGCUGGGGAUCCCAGCAGGCCAUACAGCAUCUAUGGAAAAGAGUGAACAGUGAACAGUUUGGGCCAAAACCCUUCAUCAGGACUGAUCAGGACAACAUUUGCCCUCCUGAUUGCUUACUAAAUUUUCAGGGACUUUUGCAGAAGAGCACCCAGAUCACUUUGAAUAUCAAUCAUUCAGAGUAAGAUUCUACUUCCUUAAACAAUGCUAGCCAGCCCCAUCUUGAGGCACACACUACCAAAUGCUUGUAUGUCUAUGAAGGCUCAUAGUCAUCCAGGUCACUGUAUAUAAAGCAGUAGUAAAUCAAGGCAAUUGGACUUGCUGUGUUGUCUAGAAAACAUUUCACCACUCAUCCGAGAGACU
Molecule: messenger RNA, 5146 nt
Organism: Mobula hypostoma (lesser devil ray)
Lineage: Eukaryota; Metazoa; Chordata; Chondrichthyes; Myliobatiformes; Myliobatidae
Product: tyrosine-protein kinase TXK-like
Exons: 16
Coding region: 225-1811 (528 amino acids)
Biological process (GO): protein phosphorylation; adaptive immune response; B cell receptor signaling pathway
Cellular component (GO): plasma membrane
Molecular function (GO): protein binding; non-membrane spanning protein tyrosine kinase activity; ATP binding
Source: RefSeq, a predicted model, not a curated record